This is a messenger RNA of Lolium rigidum, 1405 nucleotides long. RefSeq lists its product as uncharacterized. NCBI's taxonomy places the organism in Eukaryota, Viridiplantae, Streptophyta, Magnoliopsida, Poales, Poaceae. The transcript has a single exon. The record is from RefSeq and is a predicted model, not a curated record. The coding region runs from base 43 to 708 and encodes 221 amino acids.
GAGAGCUCCGUGGUAAUAAACGUCGGAGGAGAUGUUGGCACCAUGGGCUGGGUUGACCUUGAGCGCGGCAUCAUCCUCUGUGAUGUGUUGGGAGGCAUGGAGGACACCCCCACCAGCCGGCUGGUUCGCUACAUCCCGCUGCCCGACGCUGGGCCAGUUAAGAAGAAAAACAUUCUGCGUGGCACUUCACGGCGUUAUAGGACCGUUGCGGCAGUCCAUGGUCGCAUUGAGUAUGUUGAGGUGCAGAUCCAUGUCAGGCCAGGCCCUCGCCCAAAACGGCUUCAUGGCACCUACUUUUCAGCUGGCUGGACGAUUGUCAGGUGGAGCAUGACGGCAGCAGCUGGCAGUUCCGGCUGGCACAUGCACUCUAAGCUUAGGUCUUCCCGUAUCACCGUCCCAGCGGACAUGGCAGCAUUGCUGCCUACAUUGCCAAGGGACAUUGAUGAAGAUGCCACAACAUUGGAGAGGCUCCACAUUGGUCACCCCACAAUCAGCUUGUCUGAGGACAGUGACAUUGUCUACUUCAUGGCCAAGAUCGAUGAGAUGGAGAAGGAUGCGUGGGUGAUCGCUGUGGACACGAAGAAGAAGGUGCUGAAAGGAGUGACCGAAUUCACACCACGGUGUGUGUACAGCAUGGAGUUCACCUACAUGCCCACUACCAUCUCCAAGUAUCUUACUCCAGCUCGGACAGAGGUUGUUGACAUGUAAAGACCAGUGAUGUUGUUUUACGAUGGAUCCUUUGCAAAGAAGCUGCUGCCUGUGAGCUCUUUGAGCAGACAUGGGAGCGCAUCUGUACAGAACCUGCAGAAUGCCUGGAGAAGGGAAUGUUGUGGUUUCGUUGUUUUUUGUUUCAACCUCUGGUAAGCUUUGCUGCACAAGUAGACAUUGCCUACAAACAGUACGUCCUGCUUGGAUGGCUAAUUUUUUGUCCAAUUCCAGUGUAUUAAACGGUACUGAAUUUCUUUCCAGCCUUCCAGACUGGCCCUUGAAAGAGGCAUUUGGAUAGCCGGUAAAUGUCUGGGUAAUUACGAGAUAUUGGGAUAUUAGUGACACGUUUUUAUGCCUUAAUUUUGCCCUUGAGGAUAAUUACCUUUUUAAGAUUAUAUGCUCACUACCACUUCUUUGUUCAGGCUUAAGUUUAGUUAUUACCACUACUUUUUUUAACAUGCAAAUGCUGUUGAAGAGUGCUUUUGUAAUGACAUUCAUUUGGAUGAUGUUUCCUUUCAGUAAAAUUCUCGAGUUUUUUAUCCAGUGAUAUCCUUAAAUCUGUAGAUCAUCCACUGAUAUUUGUAUCUCUCUUUCAUUGUGCAACAAAAUUUGCAUCUGCUGUCCGCUGGCAUGGUCUUCCUUAAGCACCAGCUUCAUUACAUAAAUGCUACCAGUGUAGAUUUUGUCCAUUGAUUUG